AUGGCAAUCUUCGACUCCGAGAAGCGCCCUCGAGGCCUUCGUGUGCCCUCGCUCGCAGCACUGAAGUCUUCAGCAACGAAAUCGCAAUUCUCUUUCCAAAAGAAAUCCGACUUGCCAGCUGAUUUGCCGUCUGACGAAUCAAUCUCACCUAAACCGACAUCCUUUCCUGCCCCUCCACCACCAAAGCCGGCCCCUCCGCCGGACAAGGAACUACCAGCUCCCCCGAAAGUGGACAUUCCAGCCUCAUCCAACAACCCAUACUUCCCUCCAAUUCCCGGAAAUGCAAUCCCAGAACGACGCCCAGUUGAACGGGUCCCUGUCCCAACGCAGUCUCCUCCCCCUCGGAUGACAGGUAUGCGGACCAAGAAAUCACAGCCUGAUUUCCACACGCCUCAACAACAGCCAACCCCAGUGACAUACUCUCCCCCACCUCAAGUCCCGACCCUAGUCCAGGCUCCAGCUCCAGCUCCAGGUCCUGCUCCUGCCGAUGAGGCCAGCUCCCCUCUGCCGACAGACUUCAUCCCGACCCCAGAUAGUGUUGAACCGCCACUAUCAGUCCCAGAACUGUCGCGCGAGGAACUGGCCCCCCUCACCCUUUGUCCCUCCGGAUGUUGA
Messenger RNA from Penicillium verrucosum, 615 nucleotides. RefSeq lists its product as uncharacterized. The record is from RefSeq and is a predicted model, not a curated record. Lineage: Eukaryota; Fungi; Ascomycota; Eurotiomycetes; Eurotiales; Aspergillaceae. The coding region runs from base 1 to 615 and encodes 204 amino acids. The transcript has a single exon.